AUGGCGCGGUCUGUGAAGAGCUCCUACAUCCGUCACCCCCCACCCCCACCACCACCCCCUAUUUGCAUACAGUCUCCUCUCGGUUCUCCCACGCACUUGGUGUCCAUGCACCUGCUUUUCUAUCCCCACUCCGACACUCCCGUCCGAAUCUCGCGCGUCCUCGCCAAACGCAGCGCGUCCGUCCGGCUGCUCCUGCUUCAGCUGCGGCCUUCGUCCGGACACCUCCCGGAGCAGACAUGCUCGGAUCCCAGGGACGCACCGUGGUUCAUGGGCUGCGUGGAGGCCAGCGGCAGCCUCGAUACAACCGAAGGUGCCCGUGAUCUUGACCCGGUAACCUGCUCGGUUCGCUGCUUGGAUGAAGGGUACUGGGUUGCAGCGUUGACCUCAGAGUCUUGUUACUGUGGCAACCAGCAACAUGGUUUCGUGGCCAGUGAGUGUUUCCACACGUCUUCCAAUGGAGGGACAAAGGAUGUUGGAGAAAGACAAAGUGUCCUCGACUUGCCUGUUGGAGGUGAGCAGGGAAGUGUGGCUCUGUACAGAACUGAAGGACCAUUUCUGCACAGCGUCCGUCUGUCUGCGGCUCCAGACAGAGUUCAGGCUGGGAAGACUUUUGUCAUGGAGGUUUCUGGAAACCUGGCCGGACGCCCCGACCAGCCCACAGACGUCAGUGUGUCCAACCCCCUCUCAACAGCCUCCUCCACCCUCCACCUCUCCGUCUUGCAGCCCUCGGCAGACGGCUUGGUGGUCUCUGUGCUUUAUGGACCCCUGAGUGUCCCCUCCUGCAUCCCUUUCCCACAGAAGGGCUGCAGCGGUGUGGCUGUGGAGGCAGCACACCUGGUGUGGAUUUAUGCAGCAACGCAAGCGUAUCCCACAAAUACAGAUAUAACCUUCCUGGCCGUGGCUGGAUUAGCAGACCCUGUGGAGUUCCUCUGGCACUUUGGAGACUCAAAAUCACAAAGAACCACUUCAAGAACCGUCACCAAGAGAUACCACAAACCUGGCAGGUAUGCUGUAGUUGUCGUCAUGUCAAGUGGCCGGACCUCCCUUACCUCCGAUGUGUUCCCGCUGGUAGUCCAGAGGUCAGUGAAGCUCAACCGGCUGGUCCACCGGCCGUCUGUCCUGCAGAACCAAACGGUGGCGGUGAGCUGCCGGCUCAAUGUGGGUACUGACGUCACCUUCCUCUGGAGCUUUGGAGACGGCUCAUCCAGGCUGGGACAGAGCACAGAGCAGCAUGUCUUCCACAGGACAGGAGAGUUCAGAGUGGAAGUAACUGUGUCUAACCUGGUCAGUUCUGCCUCUCUAAGUAGUCACAUCUUUGUUGUGGAAAGGCCUUGUCAGCCUCCCCCAGUGAAAAACAUGGGGCCUCGAAAACUACAGGUGCGAAGACAUGAGGUUAUCCAUCUGGGAGUGACCUAUGAGACGGAAGUUGACUGUGACAUUUCCGGAGGCCUUCAUUACACCUGGGCCUUGUUUGACUCUGCAGGGUGGGUCUUCCCUUUGCCUCUUGUAGACACACACAGACAGAACCUCAUGCUGCCCAGCCAUCUCCUGCACUAUGACACGUAUACUGCCAUCGCUAGGGUGCAGGUGGCGAGCAGUGUGGUGUACAGUAACUACAGUGUGAGAGUGCAGGUGAUACCGAGCCCUCCUGUUGCCUUCAUCCAGGGCGGCACCAACAUCUUCAUUAACAACCGCAACAACACCGUGGUAACCCUGGACGGGCAGAGAUCUUACGACCCAGACUUCCCCAUGAACCCAGUCAGCUUCAGCUGGACGUGUAAACCAGUCAGCACCAUUGCCAGCUCUUGUUUCCUCCAUGAUGUUCCCACUUCGUCCCCUGUGCUUGUAUUUCCUGCUAGUUUCCUAAAACAAAACUUUGACCAGUUCCAGUUCUCGUUCAACAUCCACAGCGGCAAUCGUUCAGCUUCAUCAGAAAUCUUCCUCACAUUAACACCAAAUGUGAUUGGGAAGGUGUCAGUUUACUGCCCUCAGUGCCAGGGAGAGCAGGUGAACUGGCAUCAGCCUUUCUCUGUCAGCGCCGUGUGUGAAGGCUGUGAUAUUUCUCCAAAAUACAUCCAGUACACCUGGAGCCUGUACCGGGUCAAUGCAUCAUCCAAGCCUGUCAUAGAAGUGCCAUUUUGUUACACGGUGGACCUCAGUGCUCCAUCUACCAUCAUGGAGGGUCCUGCCACUUCCCCUCAGACUCCUGGGACUUCCACCCAGCCUCCACCUGCUGGAGGUGCUUCACAGUUCCCCUAUACGGUCGAUACCUCCGCUCCUGCCUCUGAAACUAUGGCUGAUUUGACAGAACCCGAGCCUUCGCCUAUCUUCUCUCUCGUGGACACAGGAACAGAAGGAUCAGGAGAGGAGCCCUUUCACCCCCCCCUGGGGGAGUUUGACCCUCCAAAGCCGUUGUACUCCUCCACUGAAUACCUGCCACUUGCCUUAGACAACAGUGGCGUCCUAUAUUCAGACCACUUUCUCCAGGGUGAAUUCCCAAUUGAUUCUGACUCCUCUGCCGACUGGGAGUUUUCUUUUCCUGUCUUGGAGACCGGUGACUUGGGAGCUCAACAAGGUGUGGAUGGUGAGAGCUUCAGUGCAGGAGAUGAUUCAUUUCAGGACCCAGUAUUACGUGAUGACGAGGGGAAUAAUCUGAUGGAUUCCAGACCAUCUGUUGUGAUCCAGGAGCCAGUUUUACUCGAUUUACCCAGAGACCCCGUAGACAGAGGCCUUUUUGAGUCCUACACUGACACGGGCAUUUCCUCCCCUUUGCUCCGCUUCAGGCCAUUUAGUCUGUUUCCUGGGAGCAGAUACAUGUUGCAGAUCACUGCCAAAUCUCAUCACGGUGUUCUGGGCCGGACUCAGCUCUUCUUAAAAACCAACCCUGCUCCAAAAGGUGUGACGUGCCAGGUGCAACCAGUCAAAGGGAGGGAGUUGUAUACACACUUCAGCAUCUUCUGUAGCUCAGGGAAAGAGGACUUACUGUACGAGUACAGUGUUGGUGUCGGAGACGGACCUCCUAGGACACUGUAUAAGGGUACAGACUUCCUGUACUACUUUAGCCUUCCUUCUGGUGACCCCAAUGAUGACCAUAAAGUUACUAUUUACACAGAGAUCAGAAGCAGCAUGUAUGGGGCGGCCUCUAAACCUUGUCCUGUCACCGUCCGAGUCCAACCGAGCUUCUUCAGAGACGCCUCUUCUUCCCCUCUUGAUCCUGACCUGGAGCUUUCGGAGUCAGGCCUGAGGAACCUCUCAGCUCUGGUGCGACUUGGAAACAGUGUGGAGAUUCGUAACUACGUCAGUCUUCUCUCCAGCAUCCUCAACAGACUCAGCCUCGACACUAAGGCCGACACACGCGCACAGGAACGCACGCGCAACGUGCUCAUUUGCACGGUGUGUGAGCUUGAGAGCAGUGGACAGGUGACAUUAGCGAGUGCAAGACGAGUGGCGGUCCACGUUCAGGUCAUCUCAGAACAGUUUUCCAGUGCUCCAGUCUGGUACUCUCAAAAGACCCUCAACACCCUGGUGGCUCUGCUCUCACGCAGCCUGCAGGCUGCUCUCACUAGUAAUGACUUCACACCUGAAAUGUCCACCAGUGCUGACAUUAAACAGGCAUUAGAGUCCGACCCACAUGAUGAAAUACAAGACUCACCCAGUGGUAUUUACAUGGACCAAGGAUUACCGAUUUCAACAAAGCAGGCGCUGCAGCUUGUAGCUGAUAUUCUCCAGACUGCUUCAGACCUGAUGCUGAAGUACAUCUUGUCCCAUGAGGCCCAUGAGCACAGAGUCAGCUCUGGUCUUAUCGCCUUAUAUGUCGCAUACCUCAACCAAACCUCCACAGUCCUCACCAGUGGCUCAACCAUCUACUACAUGUCCGACUCCCUGAUCCAGCUUCUGGUUGUUCAUCGCAGUAGAGAGACUAAAAGCCGACUGCAUCGGCUGUGUGUGCUCGGCGUGCUGACCGAGCUCACCCACAGCCCUUACACCUGGACCCACUAUCCUGAAACGCUGAGUGGACCAGUGGUUGACCUCAGUUUUUACAAGUGCAGCUCCAAGAGAAAGAUCCCUGUUCGCUCCCUCAUUCAACCAAUAAACAUCGAGAUGCAACAACCACAAAGAAACAGCUCUGAGCCUGGGUAUGUCCUCCUACGCAGCCAGAUCAACUACCACACAUUCAACAUUACCCAGGAGCACUUGCGGCAGGCCAUCCAGCUGAGUGUGGUGUUCACGCAGCCGCUCAACAAGGUGUUUCCCAUCAUGCUGCUCUUCAGGAUGUUUGAGAGGCCGACUCCCAGCAUGCACCAUCUGCGCAAGAUUCACCACUGGGAGAGCAACGCCACACGGUUCACUCUGCCUCCAUCCUACCUCAGUGCUGCAGGGGUUGGCCACCUGGCAUUGCUGAAUGCUGAUUUUGGGAAAGCCCCCAGACACAAGCACCUAAGUAAACAAGUCCACUACAGUCUCACAGUGGACAGCAGCCUGUGUUUGUCCUGGGACGGCCACCAGGGGGCCUGGACUCACCUCGGCUGCGGCACGCAGCAAGCAGAUGCAGCUACUGCAGUCAACUGCAGCUGUCACCAGUUGAGGCCGCUGACUGUGGUGCGGCAGCAGAUCCAGAGCAGCCAUGACACAAAAGAUCUGGACCCGUUGCAAAGUGUGUGCUGUAAUCUGACUGUGCUGAGUGUGCUGGUGCUCUGCGUAUGCCUGUACAUCCCGGGGUUGGUGUUGUGUAAGAGAGCGGACGUUGUCUCUGAGACGACCCAGAGAGUACACUACCUUUCUGACAACUCUCCAGGUGACCCGUAUCUCUAUGCUGUUACAGUCCACACUGGCCUCUGCUCUGCAGCCUGCAUGAGUGCAAAGGUUUACAUAGUGCUGUAUGGUGAAGAUGGGUUCUCACAGACAAGUGAACUACAAGUCCCAGGAUGUGCUCUGUUCAGGAGGAACUCUCAAGACACCUUUAUAUUAAGUGCAGCAGACAGCCUGGGCUCAGUGUGGGGGGUUCACAUCUGGCAUGACAACUCUGGACCCUCCCCCAACUGGUACCUCAAACAAGUGGAGGUAUCCGAGGUGAGCAGCGGGCAUGUGAAAGCACGCGAUUGGCUCUUUGUGGGUCAGUGCUGGUUGGCUGUGAACAAAGCUGAUGGCCGGGUGGAGAGAAUGCUGCGAGUUUGCACUCGUGGAAUCGGCUUCGCUAAGAUGUUCCGUCUAAAGCUUUUUGACUACUUGGCCGACUACCACAUCUGGAUGUGUUUGUACAGCUGUCCCUGUCCGAACGCGUUCACACACACUCAGAGACUUAGCGUGAGCCUGCUGUUACUGUUGGGAUACGCGUGUGUCAACACACUCAUCAUAUCACAAAUGAAUAAUCAGUUGCCAUUCGAGCUGGGCAUUAUAGAUCUGUCAGCUGUUUCUCUGACGACUGGAGUAUUAUGUGUGGUGGCAGCGUCGCCUGCAGCUGUGAUUGUAUCUCUCCUGUUCCGACUGCGUGAGGUCAAGCGGACGGGGUCAGUAGUCCAACUCACGGCGGGGAGACGGAGUGACAAGGACCCUUUUGGAGAUGCCCUUUCAUUAAAUGACAGUGUGCUCGAGCCCCAUCUCUAUUGGAGCGGGCUUCAGCAGUGGGCGCAGGACACCUGGAGGAAGAAACACCAGGGCCCAGACGUGCUGUCCGUGUCCACUACUAUUCCGAAAAAUAAAAGCACAGGCAAUACCCCAGAAAUCCAAUCAGAUGUCGUCACAAGAAAAGAGAACUCUCCCGAAGUGAAAAACGACAUAAGGCCAACGCUUCAAAAUGUGUUGCUGAUUACUGAGAGGAAUAAUGUUGAUCAAGCCCCCGGGGGAAAAGAGUUAGAUCUUUUAAGUGAAAGCAGCAGGUUCCCUGGAACCCAGAGAGCUCUUUUGUCCGGUGUGAGGGAUGUAGGUCAUGCUAUUCAGAAGGAAGAAGAUCAUCAAGGGAAGUUUUCAUCGGACUGCACCUUUGAGGAAGAGUGCUAUCACCAGGCAGCGGGGCCAGCACACAACACUGGCAGGCUAAAAGGGAGAGGACUGAGACUACUAUCUCAGUGGUGUCACUAUCUGGCCUGGACACUGUGUCUGCUGGGGUCCCUCUCCUGCCUCGUGCUGUCUGCACUGCUGGGACUGAGAUUCAGCAGCAGCAAAGUCCUGCUGUGGAUACACUCUCUUUUCUUCUCUCUCGUGUUUUGCAUCUUCCUCAUCCAGCCGGCCGUGAUUAUUUUAGUGGCAGUGAGUGUUUCCUUUUGGCUCAGGAAAAGAUCUGACUUUCAUAGCUUCUUCAGUAUAAGAGAGAUUGAGAAAGACUCUUCAACCCUGUGGAGCCACAGCGGUCCUCAGCAACCAGCAGAGCAGCUUGGGACAUCUGCCUUUCCACAGGAAAGAAGCUCAUACCUUGAAAAGCUGCUUGGCGCUCGUCAGCGAGCCCGGUAUCUCCGUCUUGUGCGCCCACCAACUCCAGCAGAGCUGAGGAGAACCCGUGGAAAGAAAAAAAGAGAGACACUCAUCCAUUACACUCUCAGGGAUUUAUCCCUCUGUGGCUCCAUGCUUCUCCUGAUGCUGUGUAUGAGUUAUGGGGUCUCAUUCACUGACCAUUACCACCUCAAUAAAGCUGUCAGAACACACUUUAUAAGUGGCCAUGAUGACGCCUUUAUGUCUGUACGUACGCAUGAGCACUGGUGGAAGUGGGCACAGAGCAGUCUCCUUGCUUUACUGUACAAGAACGCAUCAUCCACAACUGAGUCACACAUCUUGAUUGGAGAGCCAGUUCUGAGGAAGACGGAGGUGUCCAACUGGUUUCAGGGUCAGGUCUUAGUGCCUCCAAAGACAUGCUGUCACCUGGGCUGCUACUUGGAACCACGUACUACAGUUGGCUUAGGCCACACCAAGUCUGAUGCUGCGUCAAAACUGAAGCUCCUGCAUUCGGGUGGCUGGCUUUGCAGACAGACUGUGUCGGUCCAGUUCACCUUGUUUAGUCCCGCCCCCAACUUGUUCACCAGCGUGACCAUGCUCUCAGAGCAGAGCCCCACCGGCGUCCUGCUGCCCUCUGCCAAAGUCCACUCAGUUACACUGUUUCACACUCCUGCUGUGCGGGACUAUGCUGUCAUGGUGUGCCAGCUCCUCUUCCUCAUCUUGUCCCUGCUGCAUCUCUGUAAUCAAGUGUACGUUAUAGGGCAGCAAGGGCUGAUGGGAUACUGGAGGACACCUUUUAACUAUCUAGAAGUCAGUUUGCUGACGGUGUCUUUAUUGUACUAUGUGUAUUACAUCUAUCACUCCAUCAUUAUCUUGGAGGUUGUGGAGCUGCUCCAGAGACACAACUACACAGGACAUGUUGAUGUCAGCCUCCAGGCUAGCUCGGAACAAUAUGUUCGUACUCUGCGAGGCGUUGCGCUCCUUCUUCUCACCGUGAAGUGUGGGUCUGUGUUGAGGGGGAACAGGGCCGUGGCUUCCUCUGCUGCACUCCUCACCCGGUCGCUCUCCAGCCUUUUCUGGCCGACGAUUUCAGGUCUCAUCUUCAUGGUGGCGCUGGCCUGCGUUGGGAACCUCCUGUUUGUACAAAGAUCUCAGGCCUUCAGCUCACUUCCUCGCUCCCUUCAGACCCUGCUCGCUCACUGCUGGGGUUUCAGGGCAGUUCGGGGCCUUCGCCUCUCUGGCCAUGAUUUCCUUUACCGUGGAGUUCUCUAUCUGUCCUCUGUGGUGUGGACAGCAGUGGUAGUGGGUGUGGUGUCCUCCUUGGUCAGACGUGCUAAAAGAUCUCAAAGCUGGGGGCAUGUCUUCACCAUGGCCGAGUUAGCUGACUACAUCAGACGGAGGGUCUCUGAUCUCACUGGGCAGCGUAGACAAGCAUGGAUUGAAAAUCAUGUGCAAGAGAGGACUUAUUUCUUUGAAGAGUUUGAAAGCUUAGUCGAUGAACUAUUGUCCAGACUCAAUUCCCUCUCAAGUAGUCUGCACCCCCCUCUGCCACCCAACGCCCAUCACUACAGGGAGCAGGACUGUCCUGUCCUCCGACAGGAGCCCUCCGACAUGAACAAACAGGACUGUGUAAGAACACAAAAAACAGAAGUGGCGAUGAUGAACAAUCAGACCGAUGCCGGUGGCCAUGGAGAGACCUUACUAGUAUCUCACCUGCUCAGGUCCAAGCUUAAACUGGAGAUACUGCAGAGGGGCCAAAGGGGAGACCAUUCCUCCUCUGUUGUGGUAUGGGAUGCUUCACAACAACAUGACACAAUACCCAAAGAAAACCUAAAAGGCCGAGAGCUCCAGACAUACUUAAAGGCACAAAACCACCUUCCCCUCCCAGAGUCAACAUCACGCAUCAGGACAGAAAAUACUCCGGAGAAGCCCGUUAAUGAAUGGACUCAAUCAAAUGACAUUUGCUGCUUAACUAAAACACAGUCAACACAUACAGAGGUUGUGGUUUUAGUCCACCAGGAGCCUGGAAGCGUAAAGCCAGAUAAACAGUAGGGUCCUUAUGCAGAUUACAAUGGUUGAUGGAACAGCCAGUGCAAGGUCUGUAUUUCCUAUUGUAUUAAGGUUUACUGUAUUGUACGGUGUGUGCCAAUCAUCUUAUUCAUCUGCUUGAUUAGCAAACCAAUCUUCCAAGAAUGUUUGAUACUUAGAUAUGUUAGUACUGCAUAACUAGUUGGUCAUUACUUUGUAAUUGAGUUGAGUUGACUAGUUUAUAAAACAAAAACACACCUUUUGUAAUGCAUAAAUAAAUGUAUGAAUAAAUCUGUUUCAGUUA
Pseudoliparis swirei is the source of this 8758-nucleotide messenger RNA. Its product is annotated as polycystic kidney disease 1 like 1. The transcript is spliced from 53 exons. Gene Ontology annotation, cellular component: membrane. Lineage: Eukaryota; Metazoa; Chordata; Actinopteri; Perciformes; Liparidae. Gene Ontology annotation, biological process: detection of mechanical stimulus. Gene Ontology annotation, molecular function: protein binding; calcium channel activity. The coding region runs from base 1 to 8478 and encodes 2825 amino acids. The record is from RefSeq and is a predicted model, not a curated record.